UUGUUCUACAAGAUAGCUCCAGAUCUCCAAUCCUACGGUCCAACCUAGGUGAUUUUCUCCGCGACCCUCUCGGUCUCUCCUCAUUAUAUUAUCGUUGCCUCCAUCGCUGGCGGUUGUGCUCCAGCGCCCAGCACCGCCGCGGGUUUCGACUGUGCAUCGUUGUCGCCAUCGGCAGUGUUAGCUUCCUUGUUCUUGCGGCUGACCAGAGUCAAGCUCGCCAUCGCUGGAAGCCGCAACGGCAGCUCGGCGUUGUGCUUCUCCCUGUCUUUCUUCUUCUCCAAGAGCUCGAACGCGCCCCAUCCUACGCAGUAUAUAUAUAUAUAAGAUAAGAUAGUAGUGAUAAGUAGUGGCGGGUUGUUGAAGGAGAUCCCACGACCGAACUUCUCUCUUGCCUUCGCUGGUCGAGAUGACGAUGAAAGCAAGUAUGAAGCCCUACUGCGUGGCCAUCAUCAUACAACUGAUCUACACUGGCAUGUUCGUGAUAUCCAAGGCUGCUUUCAACCAUGGGAUGAACACCUACGUGUUCAUCUUCUAUCGCCAGGCAGUUGGCUCCCUCAUCUUGCUGCCUACAGCUCUUCUACAAAGGAAAAAUGCACGACCAGCCAUGUCACUUGGGGUGCUCGUAAAGCUCUUCUUCUGUGCCUUAAUCGGGAUUACGGUUGGGGUGAACCUGUACCACGUGAGCCUCAAGUUCACCACUGCAACGGUGGCAUCUGCGGCGGACAGCUCGCUCCCGGCCGUCACCUUCUUCCUGGCGGUGCUUUUGAGGAUGGAGAGAGUGAAGCUGAGGAGCUCUUCAGGCAUAGCCAAGGUCGCCGGCGUAGCGCUCUGCCUGGCGGGAGUCUUCACCAUCGCCUUGUACACCGGCCCGUCCGUGAGCCCUAUCAACCACCACCGUGCCUUCGCCUCUCAAGACCCAGCACCGAAACCUGUUGUAGUUCCCAGGGGGGUAUGGAUCAAAUGGACGUUGCUCAUGGUGGUCGCCAACAUGUGCUGGUCUUUGUGGAUAAUUUGUCAGGCAGCGGUGCAGAAGGAUUAUCCAGACAAGAUGGUCGUCACCGUGACUCAGUGCCUGCUCAGCACGGCGCAGUCGUUCGUCGUCGCAGUGGUCGCAGAGCGGGACUUCUCCAAAUGGAAGCUCCGCUUCGACAUCAGCCUGCUCGCCGUCCUAUACUCGGGUGUUAUGGUGACGGGGGUGUCCUACUACCUGCAAACUUGGUGCCUAGAGAUGAGAGGCCCCAUGUUCUUCGCCACCUGGACGCCACUGUGCUUCGUGUUCACGAUAUUCUGCUCGUCGUUCUUUCUCGGAGAGAUUGUUCACCUCGGCAGCAUCUUGGGUGGGAUUUUGCUGGUCGCAAGUCUUUAUACCAUGCUGUGGGGUAAAAGCAAAGAGGACAAGACUGACGAUGCCACCGAUGAUAUUGAGAAAUGUGGGGAGGAUAACAAGUCCGCGGAGAGCUGCCCCGGAGAACAACAACGACAGCGUACUACAGCUACAGCAGCAGAGGUCAAAGAAUCGACGUUGAUAGGCUCGGCAGAUUUGCGCGUCCAAGAACACUGAAUCUGAUAAUAUUAAUUGGAGGAUUGCAUGAACCAAUUUAUACCACUUUUUUUCUAAAUCUGCCGUCCAAGAACAGUGAAUCUUUUUUCUAAAUCGGCAGAUUUGCGCGUCCAAGAACAGUGAACCUUCUGAUCACAGAA
Zea mays is the source of this 1701-nucleotide messenger RNA. Its product is annotated as WAT1-related protein At5g64700. The coding region runs from base 407 to 1561 and encodes 384 amino acids. The transcript is spliced from 9 exons. NCBI's taxonomy places the organism in Eukaryota, Viridiplantae, Streptophyta, Magnoliopsida, Poales, Poaceae. The record is from RefSeq and is a predicted model, not a curated record. Gene Ontology annotation, molecular function: transmembrane transporter activity. Gene Ontology annotation, cellular component: membrane.